Molecule: messenger RNA, 1056 nt
Organism: Impatiens glandulifera
Lineage: Eukaryota; Viridiplantae; Streptophyta; Magnoliopsida; Ericales; Balsaminaceae
Exons: 6
Coding region: 1-1056 (351 amino acids)
Source: RefSeq, a predicted model, not a curated record
AUGGCUCUUGAGAAACAUAAUAUUGUUUGUUCAAUAUUUCUAGCAACCUUGAUAACAUUCCAACUCAAAUACUAUGCUUCUGAGACAACAAAGAGAUCAAGGGCUUUGAAGCACAAGGAUACUGUUAAAAUCGUAAUGGGUGAUCAAGAUGUGAUCGAUUGUGUUAACAUGAAUAAGCAACUUUCAUCCAACCAUCAUAAUAUAGAUGAUAAUAACAAAGAUCUAAAGUCAGCAUUCAAGGGAGAAAUAAUUCAAGCUUGGCAUAAACACGAAAAAUGUCCAGGAGGAACUGUUCCCAUUAGAAGAAGAACAAGCUAUAUCAUUCGCAAACACCCUUCCCUUUUGCGUCGUCAUUUCAAUAGUAGCUUAAAUGAAAGCACUAUAGAGAAACACGAGUAUGUUUUAAUCCGAAGUAAUGAUACUCGCUAUUAUGGAGCAACUGCAACACUUACUGUAUGGAAACCUAAAGUCGACCAUAAUGAAUUUAGUCUAACUCAACUAUGGAUUUCUUCGGGUAAUGGUACAGAGUUAAAUACCAUUGAAGUCGGAUGGAUAAGAGACAGUUACAAAACUACAGGUUAUUAUGAUUCUGAUUGUCCUGGAUUUGUACAAACUGAUUUCAGCAUUAAAAUUGGUGGACCCAUUUUUCCUAUUUCCAUUGCUGGUGGGCCAAUAAUAGCAGUAACAAUUAUGGUCUUCAAGGAUUCUUCUUAUGGAAACUGGUGGCUUAGCUAUAAUGGUGUUAUCAUAGGAUAUUUUCCUAAUAAUCUCUUCACAUCAUUGAGUAAUUAUGCUGAAAAAGUGGAUAUUGGCGGAGAGAUUGUUAAUUUAGAAAAUAAUGGUCACCACACACCUACUCAAAUGGGAAGUGGACUUUAUCCCCAUCAAUCUGGAGCAAGUUUUGUAACUGGAAUUAAAUUAUUUGAUCAGGACAGAAACCCUAUCAAUGAAAGUAUUUUAUCACUAAUGGUCAGCACACCUCAAUGUUAUGGCGUUUAUGUCAGUAAUAAUAAGAUCUUUUAUGGAGGUCCCGGUUAUUCCGAGUUUUGUCGUUAA